This is a messenger RNA of Lepisosteus oculatus (spotted gar), 5966 nucleotides long. It is a transcript of the gene rnf130, whose product is annotated as ring finger protein 130. The record is from RefSeq and is a predicted model, not a curated record. NCBI's taxonomy places the organism in Eukaryota, Metazoa, Chordata, Actinopteri, Semionotiformes, Lepisosteidae.
CUCGUCGCGCUUGCGCAAGGCGCUGUGCUGUGAGCAGGAGGAAAAGACAGGAGUGGAUUCGCAGUAUUUCUCUAUUCUUGAAAACGGAGAAAAAUAUUGCUUUGUGUGAAACGAAAUACCCAGUGCAGGAUAAAGUUUGGGGAUAGAAUUAUUCGGUAUCAAUUAAAUAAAUAAGCAGUGUAGGUGACGCAUGCUUUGGAAUACGAAAAUGAUGUAAAGAAGAACAUACUGUAUAGCGUGUCUAUGACUGGACCCUCACCGGAGACACACGAUAAGUCUUUCCUUAAUCCUUCGCUGCUUUCGAAAGAAAUAUAAUGCUUUAUGCCUAAAUAAUUGGAAAAUACAGCCAGACAACCCAAAGAUGCCGAAAAAGUGGUCUGCAGGAACGCCGUACCACAGCCUUUCCGCCGUAAUGUUGAUGCUAGUGUUGCCCAGGUGCAUGUUGUCUAUCCGGGCUAAUAAGAGCAUGGCGAGCAAGGACGACUAUUACAGCGCUACCGUGAACGUUUCCGUCCUGGACUCCAAAGGGAACCCUAAGCAUAUACUGACGAAGGACGACGGCAGGUACGGACAGAAUUCCCGCAAAGCCGAAGCCAAAGGGGUAGUAAUUGCACCCGCGGCCAUCCACGGAGUUGCAGACCGACAGGGCUGUGAUCCUCAGACUCAUUUCAUUGUCCCACCCAAAACAACACACUGGAUCGCACUGCUCCAGAGAGGAAACUGCACCUUCAAGGAGAAAAUUCUGAGAGCAACCUCCUUCAAUGCCUCUGGCGUAGUCAUCUACAACAACUCAUCCAAGGAGGACACAGUGACCAUGGCACAUGAAGGUACUGGGGACACAGUAGCUGUGAUGAUCACCGAGUCCUACGGCAAGGAGAUUCUGGGCUUCGUAGAGAAGAACUUGACAGUGAUGAUGACCAUAGUUGUAGGCACUCGAGGUCCACCCAAGAACAUCAACCGUGGCUCCCUGGUCUUCGUUUCCAUCUCCUUCAUCGUGCUGAUGAUCAUCUCCUCCGCCUGGCUUAUCUUUUACUUCAUCCAGAAGAUUCGCUACACCAACGCUCGGGACAGAAGCCAGCGCCGGCUCGGUGAUGCCGCCAAGAAAGCAAUUGGUAAACUUACCACAAGGACUGUGAAGAAAGGUGACAAGGAAACAGACCCAGACUUUAAUCACUGUGCAGUCUGCAUCGAAGGCUACCAGCUGAAUGACGUGGUUCGCAUUUUGCCUUGCAAGCAUGUCUUCCAUAAAAUAUGUGUGGACCCCUGGCUGAAUGAGCACUGUACCUGCCCUAUGUGCAAACUUAAUAUUCUGAAAGCUCUAGGAAUAAUGCCAAACCUGCCCUGUGUGGACAAUGUGGCCUUUGAUAUGGACAGAAUAGGUCGAGGUCAGGCUGCCAAUCAGAGAUCAGCCUUAGGGGAUCUAUCCAAUGAGAACUCAAUUAGCUUGGAACCACUGAGGCAUUCUGGGACCUCCCAAAUCCCAUCAGAGGGGGAACUUACGCCACGCACGGGAGAGAUCAACAUUGCUGUUACUAGUGGUCAUUUCUUCAACCGAAACUCAUUGUCUCCUCGGAAUGUGGUGUGUGAAAUUGAGCUUCCGGAUAUCCAGACUUCUUUGGACCUGUACGAUGAAAAUAAAUCCUGAGGUCUCUUCCAUUCUUCAGGUUCCCCCAAUCCGGGAUAGGCUUCAAAACCUCAGAGCACAAAAAACCCGGAAUGUGGGGUUCUUCCCUAUACCUUGUGAAAACAACAUACUGUCAUUACAGAAUGUACUAUACCUGUCGCGAAAGAAGAAAGGAAUAAUUCAGGUUUUCAUUUAUCAUUGUUAGAAUUAUUCUUAUCAGCUAAUUCUUUUUUCUGAUGAAAGAGAAUCUUUGAUAGUGAACUGAUGUCAUUAUAGGAGUGUGGGAAGUACCUUGCUGUUUUUCUUUUUUUUUCUUUUUUUUUUAAAAGAACAAUAUUUACUAAAGAAUCAUCUGCAUUGGCUGGAUUUUAAACCGAAUUCCUCAUAACCAUGCGUUUAAGUAUAUUUAGAUAAUCCACAAGCAUCUGUGAUUAUGAUUAGCUGAUUUUGUUUUCUCAAAUACAAAACAGACCUUUGUCAGAACAAGAGGAUCUUUUGAAAGAAAAUGAGACUGCCUUGACACAGCUGACAUUGUUGUGGGUAUGCCAGUCAUGAGCCAGACAUACUGCAUCAGAAUACGCUGUCUCUGCUGCCAGUGUGGUUGCCCACCCUUAGCUGCCUGGCAAAGAAACUCCAGUCAUCUCUCACAGCCUGUCUUCUGACUUGAGGCAGUUAAAGUGGUACUGGAUUCAAAGACUUGGCUUAUUGAACCUGAAAGAUAUUUAAUUGAAGAGUAUUUUGCAUUUCGCACCACACAAAUUUCUUUGGUGGAUCAGUAUGUCGUGGUAUUUAACCUUUCCAUGUGUCAAAUAAGAUAGCUGCCCAAAAGAUUUUUUUAAGCCCACAUAAUAACUUGGCCUCUAAUUUGUCUUGAAUCUUCAAAACCUCUCAAGGGGGCUACCUGUGUGUGCAGUUUUAUUUCACUUAGAACUGUCUAGGAGGUUUUUUGUUGUUCUUGUGCUUUGCAUAAGGUAUAGUUUUUAUAGACGAGCUGUAUAUAAUUCUCAUUAAUCAAUUGUAUUUCCCUGGUAGUCCCCUAAUAUUGCUUUUGAAAUGCAAUUUUAAUAGUACAGAGUUCUAAUAAUUUUCAGCUACCAAAAAGCAUGCUUUCUUACAUGGCUGAUAUUUCAGUGACCAGGAUGAAGACAAUGGCACAGAUAGGUCAGAGCAAUCUAAAGGAAAUAACCAAUCAGUAUUUACUAGACUAAACAGUAUAUAAUGCCAUGGUAUGUCAGUUCAUUUUACUGUUUUUCAUUACUGUAUUGAGAUAUUAAAGAGUCACACAGUUUAUUCUUAGAAGGUACUGAAGGUAAAUCAGGUAAAAUAAAUCAAGGGUACAUCUGAACAAGUUAAUCUGAACAAGUAGAAUUAUCUGUCAAUGUAUACACAAGUUACGUUUAUGUGUGGUACUAGAACAAUCUACAAAAAUGCCAUAUUGGGCUUUUUCAGCAUUGAAUAUAUUUAUUAUAUCAGUGAAUUGCCUCUGAGGCUAAGUUCAAGAACUAUUGGAGUUCGCUUUUGAAGCAAGAAUGUACAGUCUGGACUUCCAGAAUUGCGCGGACAAAUUCCUGAUUUUCAGGUUUUAAAAAAAAUCCUGUUAACAAAACAACUCAGUGCCAUAGCCUACAAAAAAUCUACAAUUGUUCCAGAAAAAAUUACAGUUAAUUUUCUAUUACAUUUUUGUUCUUAAUAUGUGUGUUUAAAAAGUGAUAUGUCAUUUGCAGCAAAUUUUAUCACACCUUCAUAAAGUUAUGUGGAACUUGGAUUUUAAAGUGUCACCUUCUUGGUGUGUGGCUUUAUGCACUAAUAAACGUUAUAUGUUUAGGAUACAUACCUAUUUGCUAUUGCUAAUGUGAAGCCAGGAAGUCCUUUACAAAUAAAAGGGGAUUUUGCAUUGAAUUGAGAAUGUGGUGCUGACCUUAUGGAACACUGAAAAGGGGUUAUUCCUUUACUGGGCUGCCCUUUUAAAGAAAUGAACGUAUGCAUCCCAUAGCCACUUAUUCUGGAAGUGCUCUAUCUCCCAUAAUUAACACUUUCUUCUUUGUGGUUCUGCUUUACCAGCAAAUGUAUUUAGAAUGCUGUAGCAUAUAAUGUAGUUAUAACAAUCACUAACUACAUUCCUAAGAGAUGUCCUCUUGGGGAGUUACUUCAAAAGAAACCUAAGCUGCAGAUAUUGUACUGAAAGAAAGAGUUGUUUUUAAAAGUGAACUCAUCUCUAAAUAUUAUUUUAACACUUCUGAACUGCACCUACAGUAAAUUACUAAAUAUUAAAGGAUGUAUGCCAAUGUGUUUUCCUGACAAACUGUGGAAAAAUGGAUUAUACAAAAAAUCAGACACUUCUGGAAGAUUUUCCAGAGUGAAAUCAGUAGUGGUGAUAAAAUAAGAUCUUCCUCAUUUUUACAUAUUGUGGCCAAGAUACUGUACAAAAGAAGUAGCCUACAGUACUGUUACUACUAAAUCAUGUACAUGUACUACAUGUAUAUGUACAUGUACAUACUAAUUCAUGUACAUGUAAAGCCAGAACAGUCUAGGGCUUUGUAAAGAGAUUAGGAUGUGGAGAGCCCUGCUCAUUAUUUCUUUCUGCAAGUAUGCUUCCUUUCACAUACAAAAGAGUCUAAGUCCUCUUCAAAGGUUUUAGCAUUGUAUACUGCAAAACAUUGCAGCAAGGUUCAGGGCAAUUUUAAAGUGUCCAAAUAUGUAUGGAAUUUCAAUGGGAUUCACCAGCUAAAUUGAGGUGUCUCUUUAUAAUGUUCCCCAAUACAGAUUAUACUAUUAAGCUUGUUCACAUGCAAACCAAAGCAUGUUGCUUAAAAUAGUACAUACUGUAUUACUAUUUGUCUUGUGUCCUAUUUGAAAACGUUUACUGCAGAUUUUAAAUGCAAUAAAUGUAUACAAAAUAAUUGCAUUUGCUUUGUUUUUAAAAGUGAUUUUUGAAAAAAUAUGUGCAAAAAUAAUUGAUUUUCUGUAAAAUAUAUGUGAAUUAAUGAUAAUUCUCCCAAUUAUUUAAACUGUAUUUGGAAAGAAAAGUCCCAUGUCGAGACUCUAAGAGGUUGUAAAGAGUAAAGAAUUGAUACAUAAUUAAUAUAAAUAACUUUUGAAAAAUAAAUGAAUUUGUGAUGGCUGUAGCUGUUACUACAAUUGGAGUAGCAGUUGUUAAUCACCCUCUUAUGUUUUUAUAAGCUUUUUUAAAUUUGAAUCCAGCUUCUGUUUACCAGCCAUAUUUACCAGUCUUCUUUGUCUCAUUGAACACUAAAGCUAGUUAUCAUCUUCACCUGUCAGCCCAACCAGUGUCCAUAAUAUUUCCUGGUUUGAAUGUCACAAUGGGUGUAGAGUUUUGUUUUUAUAUUAUGAUUAUUAUUCAGUUAAAAUGCAUCUCAAAUGUUGAUGUCUUUCAAAUACAUUUUUUAAAAUAAAAUGGAAGAACCGAGUGUAGAAAACAAAAAUGUUAAUUGAGGUCUCAUUUUCUGGUAUUUAUUUUUGAAACAUGUAACUACAUCCCUUCUGCCUUUUCACUUGGAGAUCUAAAAUAGCAUUCCUCUGCCUAAAGUGCAAGACUGACGACCGUAACCAGGUAUAAAGUGGAGGACAGCUGUACAUUCCAAUUACUAUAAUACUUUCAGCUUGGGGAUAUCAAUGUGUUUUUGGUGUCUUCUAAAUAAGUUCUUCCCUAUGCAUAUGGACUCCUAUGAGCUGACUAUACUGGCUCUUGACAAGCCAUUAGCCUGCUGUGGAGCCAGUGAAUGUUACUCAGUCAUUAAAAGCUCCUAAUUAGAAACCAGCAGUAACAAUUUGUUAAAUUUGCAGAGAUAUAUGGAGCCUCUAUUGUAAUUAAUGAUAAUCUGCAGCACAGAAUGUGUAGCACACAAACUUUGUUUUUCUGCACUGUUGAAAAUGGGAUUUCAGGUUAUUUGAGUAUUGGCAGGAAUUCAUUGAAUGUUUAAUGCUGUGAGUGUAAGUACACAGAAAUUCCUCUUUGGGACAUUUGUGUCAUUGUUGAUUGCCACAAGACAUGCAAAGCUGAUUCUUCUGUAAAUUUAGCAGUAUUCUUAUUUGAUCUCUGAAUCCUCCACCAUUGUUUCAUUAACGCAUGUUCAUAUGGUACGUGACAAGCAACGAUGUGUGAGAAAGGUGAUGUUAAUGUUUAAGAAGAAGCUGGUUAUUAUCUUCAUUUUAUAUGUGUCAUAGAUGUGAAUGGCAAAUAUUGCUUCAGUCUUUUGGUCUUGCUCUAUGGUUUGGGUCACUGUUUCACUGUGUGCCUUUGAAUAUAAUUCCCUUUGUCUUUUCUCCUUCUGUCUCUCUUUGCAGUAUUCAGACUUCAGAUUAAAACAUUUUGAAAAAGUUG